Messenger RNA from Aspergillus ochraceoroseus IBT 24754, 516 nucleotides. RefSeq lists its product as uncharacterized. The transcript has 2 exons. The record is from RefSeq and is a predicted model, not a curated record. NCBI's taxonomy places the organism in Eukaryota, Fungi, Ascomycota, Eurotiomycetes, Eurotiales, Aspergillaceae. Bases 1 to 516 code for a protein of 171 amino acids.
AUGAGUAACUGGAGCUCAGACGUCGCACUCGCUGCGGAGUUGGAAAUUAUGCUUGAGUUGCGAAACGCGGAGGUUUCCCCAGAUUCGAUAUCGGAGAAUCUCCCGCCUGUGGAAGAUCUGCUCUUUUAUUAUCCCGAGAUAUUUGGGUUGGAUUGGGUCGAGUUACAGCAGACACAAACUGGCCACGGCCGCUUGAACUGUGUGUUUCAACAAAGGUCCCGGUCAUUAUAUAUAAGAGCCUGGAAGGAGCUCAGGUUUUGCCACGUUUAUGGAGACGUCGUUUUGAUCUUCAGGCUCUUCCCUAUCAAUAGGGAAAGCAAUCCGCAUAUAACUUUCUCUCCGUGUACCGAGAUCGUGCACGACAACGGAAAAGAUCCUUCAUAUCUUACCCAGAAUACAAUUGCAACCGUGCUGAUCAGUGCGGAUCGGUAUCAACAUGCUCAAUACGAAGUAGAUAUGGAUGUGACCCGUCAGAUAAAACUCCUUGCAUUGGCGUCGUCGAGACGUUGGUUAUGA